This is a messenger RNA of Panicum virgatum (switchgrass), 1235 nucleotides long. RefSeq names its product dof zinc finger protein 3-like. NCBI's taxonomy places the organism in Eukaryota, Viridiplantae, Streptophyta, Magnoliopsida, Poales, Poaceae. Gene Ontology annotation, molecular function: DNA-binding transcription factor activity; DNA binding. The record is from RefSeq and is a predicted model, not a curated record. The transcript has a single exon. Gene Ontology annotation, biological process: regulation of DNA-templated transcription. Bases 98 to 1033 code for a protein of 311 amino acids.
GAACAGCAAGAAGCGUACACACAUCGAUCAGGCUCGAGCCCGACCAUCUGAGAAGAUCAUCCUCCGGUGCGCCCAUCAACUUCCCAGCCAGCAUCCAAUGGCGGGCCAAGUGAUGGAAGCUCAUCAUCAGGGCCAGCUGCAGCCCCCCGCCGGCACGCCGCCCUUCGCGCCGCUGACGCUGGGCGCCGGCUGCAAGCACGACGUCCACCACCACCUCACCGCGACGACCGCAGCGACGGCGAUGGCCGUCCCCGGCUCCAACGCCGCCGCCGCUGCCGACAUGGCCGCCUACCUCCAGCAGCUGCAGGACGCCGCCGCCGCCGCCGAGGCGAGCAAGCAGCAGCAGCAGCAGAGCGGCGGCGGCGGCGGCGCGGCGCGCGGGGAGCAGUGCCCGCGGUGCGCGUCGCACGACACCAAGUUCUGCUACUACAACAACUACAACACGUCGCAGCCGCGGCACUUCUGCCGCGCCUGCCGCCGCUACUGGACGCUGGGGGGCUCCCUCCGCAACGUCCCCAUCGGCGGGUCCACGCGCAAGCGCCCGCGCCUCGCGCACCACCACCACCAGCCGCCGACGGCGGCCAGGCGCGCGCCGGUCUUCGGCCUCGGCCUCGGCGGCGGCGUGCCUCCCCUGCCGUCGUCGGCGCAGGCGGCCGGCCUCCUCGGCUCGCUGUUCGCGCUCGGCGCCACGGGGCCGCUGCUCGAGGGCCCCGCGGCGCCGCCUCUGCUCGAGGGCCGCGGCGCGGGGUUCGACCUCGGCCUCGGGCUGCCAGCCGGCGGGACCUUAGGCGGCGGCGGCGGCGAGGCGGGCAUGCAAGUGCAGGGCCUCGGGCUCAGGGGAAGCGGCGGCGGCUGCCCUGCUUCCGGUGCGUCGUCCUCGGGGCUGUUCUGGCCUGCCGGGCUGCUGGACAACGACAGCGUGGACACGUGGAAGAUGCUGCCCAGCGCCGCAAUGUGGCCGGACUUCUCCGCCGCUGCUGCGGCGGCGCCACAGACAGGCUGGCUGCUUCACGGCGGCGCGCAGCUCAUGUGAGGGCGCACGCGGCCGGCCGUCCACGGCGUGCCGGCUUCGUGCUCCCUCCCCCCACACAGUAUAAUCUAUAGGCAGUGCAGCUCUGCUCGUAUGCGUGCGUACGUAGUCUGUUAAUUUUUUUGUGUUCAGGUGCCUUGCAACCCAUGUCCUUUGUUCGUGUCGUGUCUUGUUACCUGUGCUCGACAGGGCCCUGCUACUCUGC